AUGCCCGCUUCGUGGAACGCGUCCGGCGCAAGCUGGGCGCGCUGGCGCACACCAUCAGCGCGCAUUCGCGCAUCAUCAGUGCGCAUUCGCGCAAAGAGUCGCUAUGAGGAACGUGUUUCGCAAGCAGCCAAUGACGACGGAGGUCGUUCCCUGACGAUCCUUCGCACCGCCCUAGUAGCUUUCACGAGCCAUCGCUACUGGCACAACAAGACGACUACCAGGAAUUUCCGUUUUUACGAAAUGCAUGAGGAAGAUCUGAAGAGCCUCAACAAGACACAUCAACGGCUGUUAGACUCUCGUCCACAUCCUUCGUUUCGUAGAAUCUCUCUGCACCGCAAUCAACACCGCAUUCUACAUCCACCACGAGCGAUUCACCGCGAUAGCGCGGAAGCAGGCGCGCGGACGCGGAAGCAGGCGAAUGGCGGUGAUGUGGAGCUGGCAGGGGCAGCGGGGGCGGCGGCAGCCCCCAGGCGUCGCGCCGCUGAGCGUGUGGCUCGUCUUGUCGCUACCCGCGUGGCGUCACGCCGUCGCCUCGCACGCUGGUCCGUUGCUGCUGGGUGUCGGCACACCCCCCCGUCGACUGUUGGCCGACACCCCCCUGACACGCUCCUCGCGCUCAUCGUCACAUCAGCCGUGCUCUUCGUGGGUGUGGUCAUCCUCGUUAUAGUCUUCUGCAGGACCAGGAGACGCACCCCCCAAGUGGCCCCUUUGGACGGCAAGGCAACCGGCAUAGUCGACAGCGACAGCGACAAGGUAAACGGGGAGGGGCGAGAGGAAGAGGAGGAGGGGGAGGAGGGGGAGAGCGGGUACAGGCCAGUGGAGCAGUGGAGCUGGGAGGAGGUGGAGGCGGCAACUGAUGGCUUUAGCGAGGAGCGCACUAUCGAGGACGCAGGGCACUCCGCGGUGUUCAGAGCGGUGGGGCGCGGUGGGGAGGAGUUGGCGGUGAAGCGCGCCAAGCGGGUGUCAGUGGAGGGGCAGCACCUCUUCCGCAACCAGGUGGAGUUUCUGGAGGGAGUGCGGCAUCCCAACAUCGUGUCUCUGCUCGCGUUCAGUGAUGACCGCAACGAGCAGAUCCUCGUGUUUGAGUUCGUGCCCAACGGCUCGCUCACUGACUGGCUCAGGCCUCUCGAUGUCUCCAAGCCUGCGUUGACGUUCGGGCAGCGCCUGGCGAUAGGAGCGGAGGUGGCGCGGGCAAUCAAGUACCUGCACAGCAAGGCGCCUCCUGUGCUGCACCGCGACAUCAAGUCCGAGACCAUUCUGCUCGAUAACGACUUCAAGGUCAAGCUGGGCGGGCUGGGUGUGCUGAAGCACCUGCCAGGGGAGGCCAUGCGGCUGCGCAUGCAGCGCAAGAGAGGGUACCUGGACCCAGAGUACUUUCAGAGCUUCCGCAUCACCAGCAAAUGCGAUGUGUACAGUUUCGGGGUGGUGCUGCUGGAGUUGAUUACAGCGAAGCUGCCUAUUGUGGAUGAGAAGGACGUGGUCAUGGGCUCCCGCACCAGCAAGCGAUUCGUUACCCUCGUGCAGUGGGCCCUUCCAAAGAUCAAGGAGGGGAAGUACAACGACAUGGUGGAUCCACGCCUGGGAGCAUACCCCGGGGACCUCAUGGAGAUCUUCUGUGGCAUCGCUGCUGAGUGCGUGACUCCGCAGCGCAAGAACCGGCCCGACAUCGAUGUGGUCUCCGCCUGGAUGGACGAGCUCAUUCAGAAGGACGCCGCAUCACGGGAGCCGCUCUCUCGGUUCAUGCGAGCGGUGCCAGAAGAGGAGGAAGUGGAGGAGGAUGGGUACGCGGUGGAGGUGGGUGAGGUGGUGAAGGGAGGGGAAGGGGGGAAGGAGGUGGUGGUGGUGAUGACAGAGGAAGCUGGUGAUGGGGAGGAGGGAGGAGAAUGGAGCAAUGAGAGGCCCAAGGGUGGUGCUGCUCCUGGUGGUGGGACUGAGAUUGCUGCUUCUUCGGCUGACUCAGUUGGUGCCAAAACAUAUGAUAUUGGCGCCAGCGCAGGUGUUGCUGCUGUUAGGCCUGCUGCUGCUGUCAGUGCAGAGGUUUGUAUAGGGGUCGAUGGAAAUGUGGCACCAGCGCAAAAAGAGGAUGACCGUGCGGGUGCAGAGUUACAGGCUGACGUUGCGAGUUAG
Molecule: messenger RNA, 2127 nt
Organism: Closterium sp. Yama58-4
Lineage: Eukaryota; Viridiplantae; Streptophyta; Zygnematophyceae; Desmidiales; Closteriaceae
Source: the annotation of a GenBank genome assembly